Molecule: messenger RNA, 2863 nt
Organism: Sinocyclocheilus anshuiensis
Lineage: Eukaryota; Metazoa; Chordata; Actinopteri; Cypriniformes; Cyprinidae
Product: glutamate receptor ionotropic, delta-1-like
Exons: 15
Coding region: 8-2680 (890 amino acids)
Biological process (GO): monoatomic ion transport
Cellular component (GO): membrane
Molecular function (GO): signaling receptor activity; ligand-gated monoatomic ion channel activity
Source: RefSeq, a predicted model, not a curated record
UGAGCUCAUGAAUCAGGGGAUACUGGCUUUGGUGUCGUCGACGGGAUGUGCUGCAGCCAAUGCGCUACAGUCUCUCACGGAUGCCAUGCACAUUCCUCACCUGUUCAUUCAGAGAAACGGAGACGGCACACCCCGCGCCGAGUGCCAGCUCAAUCCCAGCCCCGACGGAGAGCGCUACACGCUGGCUGCCCGCCCUCCUGUGCGUCUGAAUGAUGUCAUGAUCACGCUCGUCUCUGAACUACGCUGGCACAAGUUCAUCGUUUUCUAUGACAGCGAGUACGAUGUGCGGGGACUGCGUGUGUUUCUGGACCAGGCUUCUCAAAUGGGUUUGGACGUGUCCCUACAACAGGUUGACCGGAAUGUGACAAAGGUCUUUUCCACUCUGUUCAGCACGAUGAGGAUGGAGGAGCUGAACCGUUACCGGGACACGCUCAGACGGGCCAUCCUGCUGCUCAGUCCCCGGACUGCCCAGGUCUUCAUACACCAGGCAGUGGAAACGAAUCUAGCAUCCAAAGAUAGUCACUGGGUGUACGCAAAUGAGGAGGUUAGUGACACAGAGAUCAUGGAGCUUGUCCACAGCGCUCUGGGCCGGAUGACAGUGAUCCGGCAGAUCUUCCCCCUGUGGAGGGACACCAACAUCCGCUGCAUGAGGAACAACCAUCGCAUCUCCUCACUGCUUUGCGACCCACAGGAAGGGUACCUGCAGUCUCUAGAGGUGUCUAGCCUGUACUUGUACGACAGUGUGCUGAUGUUGGCCAAUGCCUUCUACCGGAAAUUAGAGGACAGGAAGUGGCACAGCAUGGCCAGUCUGAACUGCAUGAGGAAGUCAACCAAACCCUGGAAUGGAGGCUGGUCCAUGCUAGACACAAUCCAAAAGGGGCGGAUUUCUGGGCUUACUGGUUUAAUGGACUUCCGAAGCAAUGGAGCGAACUCUCAUGUCCAGUUUGAGAUCCUAGGGACCAGUUACAGUGAGACGUUUGGAAAAGAUGUAAAGCGGCUGGCGACGUGGGACUCUGAUCGUGGGCUGAACGGCAGUCUGAGGGAGAACAGGGCUGAGCAUGGCAUGCAAGGAAUUACUCUGAAAGUGGUGACCUUGCUGGAGGAGCCGUUUGUGAUGGUGGCAGAAAACAUUCUAGGUCAGCCCAAAAGAUAUAAGGGAUUUUCCAUAGAUGUUCUAGACGCCCUGGCCAAAAUUCUGGGUUUUAAGUAUGAAAUAUAUCAAGUGGCUGAUGGGAAAUACGGAUCUCCUCAGGCCAAUGGGUCUUGGACUGGAAUGAUUGGAGAACUAAUUGGGAAGAGGGCAGAUGUGGCUAUUUCAGCCAUCACCAUCACUCCUGAGCGAGAGAAUGUGGUGGACUUCAGUAAACGCUAUCUGGAUUAUUCUGUGGGAAUCCUGAUGACUAAAACCGAAGAGAGACUCAACAUCUUCUCCUUGUUGGCACCGUUUGACCUGGCAGUGUGGGCCUGCAUUGCUGCUGCCAUUCCUGUGGUGGGUGUCAUGGUCUUUCUGCUCCGACGCAUCCAGUCUGUCUGCUCCCAGAAUCCUCCAGGGCCCCACCAGCCUGCUUCUGUCACGACGUCCUUCCAAAGUGCCAUCUGGAUCGUCUACGGAGCCUUUGUACAGCAAGGUGGUGAAUCCUUCAUGAGUUCAAUGGCUCUCAGGAUUGCAAUGGGAAGCUGGUGGCUGUUUACCCUCAUUGUCUGUUCGUCCUACACAGCCAACCUGGCAGCCUACCUCACCGUAUCCCGCAUGGACAACGCUGUUCGAACAUUUCAAGACCUUUCCAAGCAGACAGAGCUGAGCUACGGAACGGUGAGAGACUCUGCUGUGUUCGAGUAUUUCAGGGUGAAGCCAAACGUGAAGCGGGAUCCGUACGCCUUCCUGUGGGACAUGGCGGUGUUAGAGUACGCCGCUCUGACAGAUGAUGAUUGUACGCUGGUGGUCACAGGAAACAGCAUAAGCAGCAAAGGAUACGGCCUGGCUCUGCAGCACGGCAGCCCCUACAGAGAUCUCUUCUCGCAGAAGAUCCUUGACCUGCAGGAGAAAGGAGACCUUGACAUACUAAAGCAGAAGUGGUGGCCGCGAAAAGGUCGCUGUGACCUGGACAAGCACGCGGAGCCCCUGCCAGAGGGCCGUGCCCUGAGACUGCACAGCUUCGCUGGGGUCUUCUGCAUCCUAGCGGCAGGGCUGCUGCUGGCCUGCCUGGUGGCCGCUCUGGAGUCAUGGUGGAAUGGGCCACGCUGUCAGCGGGCACAGCCCAAAGAGGACAAAGAGGUGAAUCUGGAGCAGGUUCACCAGCGUAUGAGUGGGCUGAUGGAGGACGAUCUGGCGCACAAGCAGCUGCCAGGUCAGUCUCUGGAGAUCUCUGCCCUGGACAUGGGCAGCAUGCGGCCACAUCAGAGCUCCCGGGAAGCCAUGAGAGAUUUCCCCCCUGGGGGCCUGUCCGUGACUUCCUUCCUCCAGGAGGGUCCUGGGGUCGGCCGCAUGCCCGGACGGAGCCUCCCCCUCCCUCUCAGCAGUUCCACUCUGCCACCCUCCAUGCGCUGCAAACACCGGGCGCCCAACGGAGGCCUUUUCCGCCAGAGCCCCAUAAAGACACCUAUGCCCAUCUCUUACCAGGCAGUGCCCAGGGGACCCAUCCCAGAAGCCAUUGAUCCAAGCCAUGGGACCUCUAUUUGAGCCGACCGGUCUGAGCGUUCUAAAGACUGUCAACCAGCCAAUCACAAAAACCAGGUUUGGAACAGGUCUGGUUGCAUUUAUACAAUUACAUACAUACAAACAGAUAUGGAGAUCUCUCUUUUUUUUCAGUACAGAUACAUACGACUGUGAGACGCUGACUUUUCUUUGCCUGUACAUAUUUGU